Nematostella vectensis (starlet sea anemone) is the source of this 2250-nucleotide messenger RNA. RefSeq lists its product as uncharacterized. The record is from RefSeq and is a predicted model, not a curated record. The transcript is spliced from 2 exons. NCBI's taxonomy places the organism in Eukaryota, Metazoa, Cnidaria, Anthozoa, Actiniaria, Edwardsiidae. Bases 1 to 2250 code for a protein of 749 amino acids.
AUGCGUGUCCCCUUUGUUGUCUAUGCCGACUUUGAGAGCUUCACAGAGAAUAUAGACACAUGCUCCCCAGAUGGGAGUAAAAGCUUCACUAAGCAAUACCAGAAGCACAAACCGUCUGGUUUCUGCUAUCUCAUCAAGUGUUUCGACGGAGAUAUAUCCCCAUCCGAGCUUGUACGAUACACAGCCGAAUCUCCAGACGAAGAUAUCCCACAGCUUUUCGUAGAGUCUUUGGAGUCAGACAUUAAGAAAAUUUACGAUAAGUUCAGGUUCCCUAAGAAGGUGAAAAUGACUCCGAAGGAUAAAAUCGCCUAUAACGACGCCACUCACUGCCACAUCUGUGAGGGUGAAUUAGGAGAAGACAAGAUUGUAGUCGACAGUUUCACGAACAAGAAGGGCAACAAGAUCGAUGUUAAACGUGAUAUCAGAUUUAUCGACAGUUUCAGGUUCAUGUCGGCCAGUCUCGACAGUCUAGUAGGUAAUAUGUCAAGGGAGUGCUUCAAAAACCUGGCGGAGUACUAUGAGGGGGAGGAGCUCCAACUGUUGUUGAGGAAGGGUGUUUUCCCUUACGACUGGUUCGACGGCUUUAGCAAGCUCGACGCAACACAGCUCCCACAGAGAGAGGCAUUCCACUCCAAACUCAACGACACCGACAUAUCGGAGGAGGAUCACCUGCACGCGCGGAGAGUGUGGGAGGUCUUUGGGAUGGGGACCAUGAGGGAUUACCACAAUCUGUAUCUAGAGUCGGAUGUGUUGCUUUUAGCUGACGUUUUCGAGAACUUUAGAGACGUUUGUCUCAAGAAUUACGGUCUGGACCCCGCUUGGUACUACACAGCGCCAGGGCUGGCUUGGGAUGCGGCGUUGAAGACCACCAAGGUGAGGCUAGAGCUUCUAACGGACUAUGACAUGUUGCUCAUGAUUGAGAAGGGCAUCCGUGGGGGUGUCUCCAUGAUAAGCAACAGACAUGGGGAGGCAAAUAACCCUUACAUGAAGGAGUAUGACCCUAACCUACCCACAAAAUAUAUCACCUACCUUGAUGCUAACAAUUUGUAUGGCUGGGCGAUGAGCAACCCUUUACCGACUCACGGUUUCAGGUGGAUGGGUGGCCAAGAGCUGUCAGGUUGGAGAGACCGCCCAUGCAUUCUGGAGGUUGACUUGGAGUACCCUCACCACCUGCAUGACUUACACAAUGACUACCCACUAGCCCCGGAAUCUAUCGGGCUAGGCAAGGUGGACAAGUUGGUCCCCAACCUCAACGACAAGACAAAGUACGUUAUCCACCAUGAGACUCUGAGACUUUAUGUGAGUUUUGGGCUAAAAGUCACCAAGAUUCACAGGGGUGUCACUUUUGAGGAGUCUGCGUGGCUGGAGCCCUACAUUGACUUGAACACCGAUCUGAGAGCCAAGGCGACUAAUGAUUUUGAGAAGGACUUCUUCAAGCUGAUGAACAACUCCGUCUUUGGUAAGACUAUGGAGAACAUUGGGAACAGGGUGGACAUUCGGUUGGUGACGGACGAGAAGCAAGCCAAGAAGCUCAUAUCAAAGCCGAACUAUCAACAUCGCACCAUCUUUUGCGAGAAUCUAGUCGCCAUUCACAUGAAGAAGACAAAGUUAACCUUCAACAAACCCGUUUACUUAGGCAUGUCCAUCCUGGAUAUAAGCAAGACGCUCAUGUAUGAUUUCCACUACAACUUCGUCAAGUCCAAGUACGGUGAGGCGGCUAAGCUCUUAUUUACCGAUACGGACAGCUUGAUGUAUGAGAUCGAGACGAAAGACUUUUACAAGGACAUCAGCGGGGAUGUGAGGUCCAUGUUCGACACCAGCAACUUUCCGAAGGGUCACCCAUCCGGUAUUGAGGUGGGUGUGAACAAGAAAGUCAUCGGAAUGUUUAAAGAUGAGGCUGGGGGCCAGCAAAUUACAGAAUUUGUAGGACUGAGAGCCAAACUUUACUCAUACAAGAUGGAUGAAGGUAAAGAAGAGAAGAAAUGCAAGGGCGUCAAGAGAGCAGUCGUCAAGAAGAGCAUCGGUUUCGAUAACUACAAGGAUUGCCUAUUUGAUAAGAAACCUCAGAUGAGACUUAUGAAUGUCAUCAGAAGUCAUAAGCAUGAUGUUUACACUGAAACGGUGAACAAGGUCGCUCUGUCGCAUGAGGAUGACAAGCGAAUCAUCUGUGACGAUGGCAUCCACACCUUCGCUCACGGUCAUUUCAAAACUGCGGCUGGUGGUAGCUCAGUAUCUUCAGGAACGACUUGA